AAGGGGGCGUGGCUUAUGGGCCCUGGCGGUCACGACCCCUUUCCCCUCCGCUGUCGUCUUUUCAAAACAUUCAAGAUGGCGGCGCUUCGGGCCAACAGCGUGCGCACCGCGGCGGCAGCCCUUCUACGGCCUCGCCCGGGCCCGGCCUCCACCUCCCUGGCCGCGGGCUACCACGAGAAGGUCGUGGACCAUUACGAAAACCCCCGGAACGUGGGCUCGCUGGACAAGAGCGCCAAGAACGUGGGCACUGGCCUGGUGGGCGCCCCGGCUUGCGGCGACGUCAUGAAGCUACAGGUCGAGGUGGACGAAAACGGCAAAAUCAUCGACGCCCGCUUUAAGACGUUUGGCUGUGGGUCGGCCAUUGCUUCCAGUUCUUUGGCAACCGAGUGGGUGAAGGGCAAGACGGUUGACGAAGCCUUGAAGAUCAGGAACACAGACAUUGCCAAGGAGCUCUGCCUUCCGCCGGUCAAGUUGCACUGCUCUAUGCUGGCCGAGGACGCCAUUAAGGCCGCUUUGGCCGAUUACAAGCUGAAGCAAGGACCGAAAGGGCCCGAGCCGAAGCAGAACGCGGCCAACGCGUAGAAGCCUUCCUCUCCUCCCUUCCGACCCUCUUGGGAUGAUUCCCCCGUGCUUUCCACCGUCGGGAGCCGUGGCGUGCAUUUCCGCGUCUCAUUUCCGCACAACCGCGGGAGUGCGCUCCACUCAUCUUGCUUCCCCUCAGUCUCAUUUGCUUCCACGUUCCCCCCCCCCCUCUCCUUUCUUGGUCUCGGGAUGAUCUUCUCUCUCGUCUUCCGGAGCGAGGAAACGAGCGAGGCCUCGUUUUCCAAGCCUUUGGUUUCUGAACCGGGAAAUGGCCAGAGGGAUCUGCGGGGCUUUAUUCCCUGCUGCCUUCCUCCAGGGAUCUUCCCAUUGCCCCGAACCAGAAGUCUCACCGUCUCUUUUCUCCCUGUCUUCCGCAUUCGGACAUCACAAAAUAAAUCCAACGCCUUGGCCACACCGUUAA
Molecule: messenger RNA, 1003 nt
Organism: Anolis carolinensis (green anole)
Lineage: Eukaryota; Metazoa; Chordata; Lepidosauria; Squamata; Anolidae
Gene: iscu
Product: iron-sulfur cluster assembly enzyme
Exons: 5
Coding region: 16-582 (188 amino acids)
Biological process (GO): intracellular iron ion homeostasis; iron-sulfur cluster assembly
Cellular component (GO): mitochondrial matrix; cytoplasm
Molecular function (GO): 2 iron, 2 sulfur cluster binding; ferrous iron binding
Source: RefSeq, a predicted model, not a curated record